This is a messenger RNA of Labrus mixtus (cuckoo wrasse), 3369 nucleotides long. It is a transcript of the gene oprd1b, whose product is annotated as opioid receptor, delta 1b. The transcript has 3 exons. Bases 5 to 1138 code for a protein of 377 amino acids. Gene Ontology annotation, biological process: G protein-coupled opioid receptor signaling pathway; neuropeptide signaling pathway. Gene Ontology annotation, molecular function: neuropeptide binding; G protein-coupled enkephalin receptor activity. NCBI's taxonomy places the organism in Eukaryota, Metazoa, Chordata, Actinopteri, Labriformes, Labridae. The record is from RefSeq and is a predicted model, not a curated record. Gene Ontology annotation, cellular component: membrane; neuron projection.
UGACAUGGAGUUCUCCACUCUCUCUUCUGAAAUUGUUGGCGAUUUUUCCGAGCGCUACUCGGUGACUGUUAGUCCCUCCAAUGCCACUUUCUCCGAGGAUCUGCUGCGUGUGCCUUCAAACAGCAGCAAACCCGACAGGGCUUCAGGCAGGGACACAACAAGUCUCAUCAUCGUCGUUUGUAUCACGGCUCUCUACUCUCUCAUCUGUGUGGUGGGGCUGCUGGGAAACGUGCUGGUGAUGUACGGGGUGGUGAGGUACACCAAGAUGAAGACUGCCACCAACAUUUACAUCUUCAACCUGGCCCUCGCAGACGCCCUUGCCACCAGCACCCUGCCCUUCCAGAGCGCCAAGUACCUGAUGAGCACAUGGCCGUUUGGGGAGCCGUUGUGUAAAGUGGUCAUCGCCAUUGACUACUACAACAUGUUCACCAGCAUCUUCACGCUCACCAUGAUGAGCGUAGACCGCUACAUCGCUGUUUGUCAUCCUGUGAGAGCGCUAGACUUCCGCACGCCUGCCAAAGCCAAGCUAAUCAACGUCUGCAUCUGGAUCGUCUCCUCUGCUGUUGGAGUCCCUGUGACGAUCAUGGCUGUAACUAAGGUGACAGAUAAAGGCAACACAGCCUGCAUACUCACAUUCCCCACACCGGAGCGGUACUGGGAUACAGUGAUGAAAAUCUGCGUCUUCAUCAUUGCCUUUGUGGUUCCCGUCCUUGUCAUCACCAUCUGCUAUGGUUUGAUGAUCCUCAGGCUGAAGAGCGUUCGUCUUCUCUCUGGCUCCAAAGAAAAAGACCGAAACCUACGACGGAUCACCCGUAUGGUCCUUGUUGUUGUGGCUGCCUUCAUCAUCUGUUGGACUCCAAUCCACAUCUUCAUUAUUGUCAAAACCAUGGUGGAUAUCAACAAAAACCUCCUGGUGGUGGCCAGCUGGCAUCUGUGCAUCGCACUGGGCUACAUAAACAGCAGUUUGAACCCGGUGCUGUAUGCCUUCCUGGAUGAGAACUUCAAGAGGUGCUUCAGGGAUUUCUGCCUCCCCUAUCGCUCCCGCCUGGAGCAGAACAGCUUCUCCAGGGCGCGAAACAGCACUCGGGAGCCUGUGUCUGUUUGUGCUCCUGCACCCACAGAGAGACCGCCGGCCUGACUAGGCAUGGGUCAGUUGGGGGGCAGGACAGUUCAGGAUGACCUCCAGACUGAGGUUACACAGUUCUCCACCACAGGAGUCUGAGUCUACGGAUAGAGAAGUUUGAUCUCCUGCUUAUUGUUAAUGAUCGAUUGUGUUUUUGGUUUCCUGUGAUGAAACUCCUUCUGUGUAUCUCUUUUAAGGGAUUGUCUUACAGGAGGACCACAGACAUGCCUGUGUGCGCCAGUGCAUAUAAAUGUACAGGGAGUGUGUGCAAAGCUUGUGCAUAAAUCAACUACAGUAUGAAGAAACAUGUUCAGUGCAGUCAGAAAAUAUUGAGGCAAUGAAUUGUUUUCAGCAACGGGGCUUUUAAUGGGGAUUAUCAUAUUAACCACCUGCCAUUUGAUUGGAUACCAUACAAAACAAUAUGAUAGGAUAGGAUAUGAUGAAGUACAAUACAACACACAAGACAUAAUAUGAUAUUGUGCAAUACAAUACAAUACAACAACAUGGAUGCAAUGUGGUAAAAUCCAGUAAGAUACUGCACUGUACUAUACAGCAUUAACAAACAAUAUAAUAUGAUUUAAAAAGUUUGACUUAAUGUCCCCAUGGGAAAAUGUGUCUCGGACUUGAAUGCUUCACAUUUAGCUGUCACUUACCAAUCUGCUCUACCUUGAAAGCUACAUGAGAGAAAAAAUGCAGAGCCCUAAAGAUGAAUGUAUUUCUAUAUUUUUCCUGUUUAAAGCCCCAUCCUUCCCAAAAUGGGUUUGUGAGCAGAGAAGCAGCCAUUGUUUCACUAAAAAUGUGUUUCUAAAAACUCUGUCUGUUCGCUGGAGGAGAACAGACAAUUACUGCAAAAAAAAUUACAAUCUUAUUUUCUUCAUGAUUCAAUCAAACAUUCAGUAUACACAAAUUGGACAAAGGUUCUAGUCAUAAAAAAGUAAACAGCAGUUAUGGCUGUGGCUUUCAAUUCCCUUCAAUAAAGUGCAGUAUUGCUGUUACACCACAGCCCUUCCAGAAGGGUUAAACUAAUCUAAGCCUCAGUGUUGUAUUUGAGAGGCAAUCGAGGACUUUUUGUACAAAUUAAAAUGAGCAGGACAGUGUUCCUUAAAUAAAAACACAGGACUACUGAUAGAAAGUGUUUGAUUGGCCCAAUCAGUAGCCUGACGUCAAUCCAACAGAUGAUCUUCUUCAAAUGAUGAAAACUCCUCCUGAUAACCUCCUUCAGGCUGAACAUUAAUGAAUGUCUUUCAAAAGAUUCCACAUUGGUGAUUGUAUUGUAUUGAAUUGUCAAUCACCAGGAGAGUAAUGAGAAUCCAAUCAGGCCUGUUUAAGACUCGCACUCGCUGUAAUAUAUCAAUUUAAUGAUGUUUCUAUCUAGCUUGUUCUUGAAUUGAAAAGAGGUUGCUUAAUUUCAGAUGAAAAAAUAACAGACACAUCAAUUUUAAAAUUCUGAGAAAUUCCAUAGGACAACAGUUACAUGUUGCAGUGACUCUUUUGUCCUCUUUGGUCCAUCUGAUACCUCAUAAAUGCGAACCAUGAAAAUAAAACCAGCCUCCAUGAGUGAGCAGAGAUGACUGGUGCUAACGGCGCUUUAUCACCGCGAGCGACAGUGCUCAGCUGACUCCUUGAUAUAACUCUUCUAGCUGUUUUGGUUGCAUUUUUCAAAAUCUGAAAACCGUGAACUGGAAAGCUGAAGGUGAAAGUUGCUCUACUUUAACUCACAGAUGUUUGACCUCAAACUGGUAUGGAGGCAGCACUGAGCAUUAACAAGCGACAAUACGUACACAGCUAAACAUAUUACAGCUAAUGUACAAAUCUCCAGGUAUGAUUGGUUGACUUUUUCAGGGGACAUACGUCCAUGUGAAGACAUUUUUUUUCCCUAAUUUUGAGGGAAAAUUCAAGUGAUGCCUCUUUUGUUUGUAUUUUGGUUUAAAGCAGCAUCAAUAUAUCUAGUGUAGAUAAUUUUGAUGUUUAACAACAAGUUAUAAUGUGAUUUAUUUGUGCUACUGUUACAUUAAUAUUCACUUGUAACCAAAUUAGUAAUAGUUAUGUUACAUAAUAUGUACUUACACUAAGUUCAAUGUAAGUGAAGUUUUAUAUAUCUUAAACUAUAUAUAUAAAUGUUGUUCCUGUUUCAUUUAUUAUUUAUCAUUUUUUAAAUGAUUUGUGCAGUGUUGUAGACAUGGCCUUCAGCUGUACCGUAAUGCCUUAUUCAGCAUUGUGUUUCCCAUAAAGUAAUCUGUUUUGUA